This is a messenger RNA of Hibiscus syriacus, 771 nucleotides long. RefSeq names its product auxin-binding protein ABP20-like. Bases 13 to 642 code for a protein of 209 amino acids. Gene Ontology annotation, cellular component: cell wall. Gene Ontology annotation, molecular function: manganese ion binding. The record is from RefSeq and is a predicted model, not a curated record. Lineage: Eukaryota; Viridiplantae; Streptophyta; Magnoliopsida; Malvales; Malvaceae. The transcript has a single exon.
CAGAGUGGCAAAAUGAUGGUUCUCCGAAGCCUUUUCGCUUUAUCUUUCCUAGUGUCCUCCUCCAACGCAGUAGAUUUCUGUGUCGAGGACUUAGAUGCUAAUCAAGGCCCUGCCGGCUACUCUUGCAAGAAGGCCGAAACAGUCACUGUACACGAUUUCAUAUUCUCCCUCGGUGCCACAGGCAACACUUCGAACCUCAUUAAAGCUGCCGUGACACCAGCCUUUUCGGCUCAAUUCCCUGGUAUUAACCGACUUGGCAUUUCAGUAGCCCGUCUGGAUUUGGCUGUUGGUGGUCGGGUGCCUGUGCAUACACACCCCGGGGCGUCGGAAAUACUCAUUAUUCAAGGCACAAUUUGUGCUGGAUUCAUAUCCUCAACCAACAAAGUUUACUUCAAAUCUCUCAACGAGGGAGACGCCAAUCACGCCAUAGCUUUUCCACAAGGUUUAAUGCAUUUCCAAAUCAAUAUAGGUAAAAGUAGAGCCUUGGCAUUUGCAUCCUUCGGCAGUGCAAACCCAGGAAUAUAUACCAUGGACUAUGCCUUGUUUGCAAAUAACUUGCCCACUGACAUACUACGAGAGACUACUUUUCUCGAUCCUGAUCAGUUUAAGAAGCUGAAGGGUGUUUUUGGUGGAACUGAUUAAGAUAUCUAAAUUUUUAGAGUUUUACGUCUUCCUUAAAUUUCGUGCUUCCUUAUUUGUUUGUCUUCUUGUCUGUCGUCGUUUCUUUGAAUAGAACUAGCAAUAAAGUGAGUCUUGUUGUGAACUAUGUAA